This is a messenger RNA of Linderina pennispora, 1880 nucleotides long. Its product is annotated as notchless-like protein. Gene Ontology annotation, cellular component: nucleolus. Gene Ontology annotation, biological process: ribosomal large subunit assembly. Bases 369 to 1814 code for a protein of 481 amino acids. The record is from RefSeq and is a predicted model, not a curated record. Gene Ontology annotation, molecular function: protein binding. The transcript has a single exon. Lineage: Eukaryota; Fungi; Kickxellomycota; Kickxellomycetes; Kickxellales; Kickxellaceae.
UCUCCAGCCAUUCCGCUUGCUUGUAUUUUUUUUGUUAUUUUUUUGACUUUGGCUUUUGGCAUUUAGCAUUUGGCAGCAACACACCUGAAUGGACCCAGACAGCAAACAGCUCCUGCGACCCACGCAGGUGCUCGACAGUUUCGAUGUGUACAAGACACGCACAAGUCUGUACUUUGUUGGGUCGAACGAGUCGUCAGGGUACUACCGGGUGGUGCGCUAUAUGUUUGGUGCUUCCAGUUUUGGACAACCGCUUGAUCACUGAUUUUACUCGAUCACCACCCUCGCCAGAAAAAAAUGGUUUUUCAUAAAGCUCGACCGGCUCUCCACUUCCAGUGCUACAGCCUCUUUACCUCUCUACAACUUUUAAAAUGGCCGACGCAGAGAAGACGACGACGACGACAACACAGCCGGAGGCGACCACAGUAUUGGCGCAGUUCCAGACGGCAGACGGUGACAAGACCGGCCCGCCGCUCAGCCUGCCGUCGGAUGUGACAUCGGAGCAGCUGAGUUUCCUGAUCAACAAGCUGCUUGAGAACGAGGAGACACGGCCCUACUCGUUCUAUGUCGACGGCACAGAGAUUGCACGUAGCGUGCAGAAGGACAUUCUUGAGGGGGCGCAGAAGUCGGCUGAGGAGACGUUGGUGAUUGUGUACCAGCCGCAGGCGUUCUUCAAGGUGCGCGCCGUGACGCGGUGCUCGUCAAGCAUGACUGGGCAUACUGAGGCUGUGCUGUCUGUCAGCUUCAGCCCCGACGGGCGGCAGCUGGCCAGUGGAUCGGGCGACACAACAGUGCGUAUCUGGGAUCUGGCCACCGAGACCCCGCAGUUUACAUGCACGGGCCACAAGAACUGGGUGCUGUCGAUUGCAUGGGCGCCCAAUGCGCAGACCCUGGCAUCGGGAAGCAUGGACAACACGGUUCGGCUGUGGGACCCGCACACCGGUAAGCCGCUCGGCGGACCUCUGACCGGCCACAAGAAGUGGAUCACGUCGCUGGCAUGGGAGCCGCUGCAUCUGAACCCCAAGGCUAACCGGCUUGCCAGCUCGUCCAAGGACGGCACAGUGCGCGUGUGGGACACAGCGCUCCGGCGCUGCCUGUUCACGCUGGCCGGACACACGGCGGCAGUCACAUGCGUGCGGUGGGGUGGUGACGGGCGCAUCUACACGAGCUCGCAGGACAAGACGAUCAAGAUCUGGAACACCGACGGCAGUCUGUACAAGACGCUGACGGGCCACGCGCACUGGGUCAACACGCUGGCGUUCAGCACCGACUUUGUGCUGCGCACGGGCGCCUUUGACCACACGGCGCGGGCGCCAGCCGACGAGGACGAGGCACAGAAGAAGGCGCUGAAGCGCUACAACGAGGCCAAGGGCAAGGGUCCCGAGCGCCUGGUGUCGGGAUCCGACGACUUUACCAUGUUCCUGUGGGAGCCGCUGGCCAGCAACAAGCCGGUGUCUCGCAUGACGGGCCAUCAGAAGGUGGUCAACCACGUCAGCUUCAGCCCCGAUGGGCGGCUGGUCGCGAGCGCGUCGUUUGACAACAGCGUCAAGUUGUGGGACGGCAAGACAGGCAAGUUCAUUGCCUCGCUGCGCGGGCACGUGGCCGCUGUGUACCAGGUGUGCUGGUCGGCCGACAGCCGCAUGCUGCUCAGUGCCAGCAAGGACAGCACGCUCAAGAUCUGGGAUCUGCGGACAAAGAAGAUGAAGCUGGAGCUGCCCGGCCACUCGGACGAGGUCUUCACCGUCGACUGGUCUCCGGGCGGCGACCGCGUUGCCAGCGGCGGCAAGGAUCGGGUGCUCAAGCUGUGGAAGAACUGAGAAGGGGUCCAAGUUCAAAUAUAAUUUUUUUUGAUUUAGGAUAUGAUUAUUUGGAAGCAGCCUGCU